Molecule: messenger RNA, 498 nt
Organism: Rosa rugosa (rugosa rose)
Lineage: Eukaryota; Viridiplantae; Streptophyta; Magnoliopsida; Rosales; Rosaceae
Exons: 2
Coding region: 1-498 (165 amino acids)
Molecular function (GO): nucleic acid binding; RNA-DNA hybrid ribonuclease activity
Source: RefSeq, a predicted model, not a curated record
AUGGUACUAAUCCCACUGGCAAUAUCGUUGAUCAAUGCUUGCUUGCUACCUCUAGUGGUUGAACUUCAAGCUCAGUUCCUCACAUUUCAAGCUUUACAGAAACCUUCUUCUUCCCCUAGGCUCCGAGUUCAGAGGCCUUGGACGCCUCCAUCAGUGGGUUGGAUUAAAGCCAACAUUGACGGGGCUUUCAACUGCAGUGCCAAGAAUGGUGGGAUGGGAGUCAUUUUUCGCGAUUCGGAAGGUGAAGUGGUGGCUGGUGGGUGUCGGUAUGUGAGUGAGGUUUCAUCUGCUGAGGAGGUCGAGAUGAGAGCCAGCAGAUGGGCAUGUCAAUUGGCUGUUACCCAUCAGUUGACUCCGAUUAUCUUCGAAUCCGAUUGCUUGACUUUGGUUCAGGCUACCAAAGAUCAGAGUGGCAAUCUGUCACUUCUUGGUCGUCUGGUGGAUGACAUUGUAGACUCCUUGCACUCUGCCAGGGGCUUACUUUGCCCACAUUUAUAG